AUGGUGAAGGCACUCUUCAGUUCCCUUAUUAUCCUACUGAUUGGGAGUUUCUUCUCGCUGAAUACAGUUUGUGGCAUCCCAAAUCAUUUUUACGACAUCAAAUCGCUGUCAGGAGAGCCCAGCUAUCGUUCCGUGAAUCUCACAUGGGAGAUCGAAGAGGUGGCCCAACAGGAGCCUUCGCCCUCUGCACCCGCCUUCACUGUCUUCUACUGCGAAAUGCAAACCUGGGGCGCUCACAGAUGCAAAUCGAAGGUGUUUCAGGACAAUGAAAUUCCCAACUCCCGGCAGCGAAGGCAGUUCUCAAUGGUCAUCGACAAUCUGCGCAUGGCCACGAAAUACACAUUUCACGUGAAAGAGCAGAAGACAGCAGAAACCAGAGGACCAUCGCCCAGAUCAGAUGAUUUCAGUGACGAGAACAGCCUAGAUGAUAAGGCAUUUCGCGGACAGACAAUCAUAAUUCCCACUAAAGGAUUUGCCGCUCAUGCCACAAAGUGCCUCCCGAACGCUUCUGAAAUUGAAGUGGAAACUGGACCCUAUUUUGGUGGACGCAUCAUCGCUGAGGGCAGUGAUUGUGGCAUUGAAGGAGAUAUACAGGAUCCUCGCUCCAGCUAUACAAUGCGCAUAGAUCACGAAAAGUGUGGCAGUCGCGUGAAUCAAGAGGACUAUACAGUGAAGACGUUGAUUACUGUUCAAGAGAACCUCGGAAUCUUCACGCACAGCACGCGACGUUUCGUCGUCGUGUGUACAUAUCAGCCGGAAACACUGACCGUGAGAGCGAGUUUCGCGGUUCCUGGACGCGGAGGAGCCACCGUGAUGUCUCCGGAGUGGCACAAAGAGUCCGCAAGGAAUGCUAGGGAAAGAAACUUCAAGAUGGUGCAUCGAAAUGAGUUGAUCACGAAGGAGAAUGAUCCCGAUCGUGAGGUGGAAGUUGCGAAUUUAAUCCCUGACAAUGAUUUCUUCAGUCAAGCGAAGUUUUCUCGUCUAAUCGAUGAUCAUGCUAACGACAGGACAGCAGGAGAUGAAAUGUCAUCCGGUCGUGGCUACACAGGCAUCGUCAUUGCUGUCUCUCUAUCAUUGAUCACAAUGGGAAGCCUCAUUUACCUCGUGAAGCGCGAAUUGAGACAAAAGGAACUGAAGAAGCAAUUAACUUUCACCGCUGAUAGAUUUAUGCCAUGAUGAUCGACAAACCAUGUAAAUAUAGUCUUCGCGUCCCGAUGCACAACUCCCCAAUAUGCUCUCUUGUCUUAUCAAAUGGAAAGCAUCUCGCCGCGCUCGACUUCUGUUUGAUUCAAGAUAACAGGGCAUAGGAAUUCUCCUCCACAAUGCUCCAAUGCUCACAAUGGGACUCAAAAGUAUCGGAAAUCUCGUUCAAUAGAACGAAAAAUUUGAGAUUCUCCCAAAACUCCAAAGUCUGAUAUUCUAUACAUUUUA
Messenger RNA from Phlebotomus argentipes, 1431 nucleotides. RefSeq lists its product as uncharacterized. The transcript is spliced from 3 exons. NCBI's taxonomy places the organism in Eukaryota, Metazoa, Arthropoda, Insecta, Diptera, Psychodidae. Gene Ontology annotation, molecular function: protein binding. The coding region runs from base 1 to 1176 and encodes 391 amino acids. The record is from RefSeq and is a predicted model, not a curated record.